Molecule: messenger RNA, 2458 nt
Organism: Podarcis raffonei (Aeolian wall lizard)
Lineage: Eukaryota; Metazoa; Chordata; Lepidosauria; Squamata; Lacertidae
Product: zinc finger protein 135-like
Exons: 3
Coding region: 269-1789 (506 amino acids)
Biological process (GO): regulation of transcription by RNA polymerase II; central nervous system development
Cellular component (GO): nucleus
Molecular function (GO): RNA polymerase II cis-regulatory region sequence-specific DNA binding; DNA-binding transcription factor activity, RNA polymerase II-specific
Source: RefSeq, a predicted model, not a curated record
UUGGAAAGGGGAGGAGGGGCUUCGGUAGACAACUCCCACCUCCCCAUUAUAUUACUGGAAACGAAAUCGGAGCAGGGAGCAGGGGAGGCGGAUGGCCAGGAGAGAACAAAGAGCAGGUUAUGGAGAAGACAGUGUGUCAUCUGUAAUUUCAUUUGGAAAUACAAAGAGACCAUUUAAAUGUGGUGAAUGUGGAAUGUGCUUCAGUCCAUGUGCACAGUUAAUAAACUCACAUCAAUAAACUCACAGAGUGGGGAAACCGUUUAAAGGUAUGGAGUGUGGAAAGAACUUCAGACAAACUUCAUCUCUUACUUUACAUCAUCUAACUCACAUGAGUGAGAAACCCUACAAAUGUAUGCAGUGUGGAUGGAGAUGCAGUAUGAGUAGACAACUUACUGUACAUCAAAGGAUUCACGCAACAGAAAAACCAUUUAAAUGUAUAGAGUGUGGAAAGAGCUUCUGUCAUAGCAUAACGCUAAACAACCAUCAACGGACUCACACAGGGGAGAAACCAUUUAAAUGUAUAGAGUGUGGAAAGAGCUUCUGUCAUAGCAUAACGCUAAGCAAGCAUCUACGGACUCACACAGGGGAGAAACCAUUUAAAUGUAUGGAAUGCGGAAAGAGCUUCACACAUAAUAGAAACCUUAGCAUACAUCUACAGACUCAUACAGGGAAGAAACCAUUUAAAUGUAUGGAAUGUGGAAAGAGCUUUCGUUCAGGUGGUCAUCUGAAUUUACAUCAUAUAACUCACACAGGGGAGAAACCAUUUAAAUGUAUGGACUGCGGAAAGAGCUUCACACGUAAUGGAACCCUUAAAAGACAUGUAUGGACUCACACAGGGGAGAAACCAUUUAAAUGUACGGAGUGUGGAAAAGGCUUCCGUAAGAGUUUAUCACUUAAUAGACAUCAUCAAACUCACUUGGGUGAAAAACCCUACAAAUGUAUGCAGUGUGGAAAGAGCUUCACAUAUAAGACAAACCUUACCAACCAUCAACGGACCCACACAGGGGAGAAACCGUUUAAAUGUAUGGACUGCGGAAAGAGCUUCACACAUAAUAGAAACCUUAGCAACCAUCAGCUGACCCACACAGGGGAGAAACCAUUUAAAUGUAUGGACUGCGGAAAGAGCUUCACACAUAAUGGAAACCUUAGAAAACAUCUACGAACUCACGCUGGGGAGAAACCAUUUAAAUGUAUGGACUGCGGAAAGAGCUUCACACAUAAUGGAAACCUUAGCAAACAUCUACAGACUCAUACAGGUGAGAAACCAUUUAAAUGUAUCAAAUGUGGAAAGAGCUUCACACAUAAUGGAAACCUUACCAUGCAUCUACAGACUCACGCUGGGGAGAAACCAUUUAAAUGUAUGGACUGUGGAAAGAGCUUCACACAUAAUGGAAACCUUAGCAAACAUCUACAGACUCAUACAGGGGAGAAACCAUUUAAAUGUAUGGACUGCGGAAAGAGCUUCACACAUAAUGGAAACCUUAGAAAACAUCUACGGAGUCACACAGGGGAGAAACCAUUUAAAUGUAUGGAGUGUGGAAAAAGCUUCAGUCAGAGUUCUUCACUUAAUAGACAUCAUCGAACGCACACAGGGGAGAAACCAUUUAAAUGUAUGGAGUGUGGAAAGAGCUUCGGUCAAAAGGGAACUCUAAGAGUACAUCAACAGACUUGCACGGGAGAAAAACCAUUUAAAUGUAUGGAGUGUGGAGGGAGCUUCUGUCAUAGCGGAAUGCUAAGUAAUCAUCAAAGGACUCACACAGGGGAGAAACCUUAUACAGCAAAUGUAUGAAGUGUGGAAAGAGCUUCAGUCUAAAGGAAACUAAGAGUACAUUAACAGACUCACACAGGUGAGAAACCAUUUAAAUGUAUGGAGUGUGGAAAGAACUUCUGUCAGAGUGGACACCUUACAAAACAUCAAUGGACUCACAAAGGAAGAAACAUUUAAAUUCCAGGAGUGCAGAAACUGCUUCUGUUUAAUGGAGUGCUUACAAAAUGUUUACAGACUUAUAUGGAAGGAACCAUUUAGAUGUAUGGAGUGUAGAAAGAUUUUUCCUCAACAAGAGGAGGAGGAGGAGGAGUUUGGAUUUGAUAUCCCGCUUUAUCACUACCCGAAGGAGUCUCAAAGCAGCUAACAUUCUCCUUUUCCUUCCUCCCCCACAACAAACACUGUGUGAGGUGAGUGAGGCUGAGAGACUUCAGAGAAGUGUGACUAGCCCAAGGUCACCCAGCAGCUGCGUGUGGAGGAGCGGAGACGCGAACCCAGUUCACCAGAUUACGAACCACCGCUCUUAACCACUAUACCACACUGGCUCUCUCAAGGGUUCAUUUCUUCCUUCUAAUGAACAGGCUCCUAUAGGUGGAAAUCAAAUUUAAAUGCACCCCAUGUAUGUGAUGAUCUGGUGUUUCAAUGUAAAGUUGUACUUUCAUGUAGUAAAGUAAUCAAGGUAGCGUAUCACAA